AUGCUGAGCCGAAAAUCCUCCAUCCCCCUCGCCGUGACGGCCAUCACCAUCCUCGCCGUCCUUUACACUGCGAGGAUAGGAGCCUGGUACGGCUUGGACGAACCAUAUUACCCCAGCGACCCUCACAGGAGCCAUCAUGCGCCCCAAGGCGCUUUCGAGGAACCUCCUCCUUCUCCUCCUCCUGGACUUCUUCCACCACCUACCAACGCACCUACUGAUCCGGCAUGUGAGGGCUUCCCAGACACUAGCAAUGUGCUGCUGGUCAUGAAGACGGGCGCCUCCGAGGCCUUUGCGCGCGUGCCAACCCACCUGAUGACCACCCUCCGGUGCUUGCCCGACUUCCUCAUCUUCAGCGACAUGGAUCAGAACAUCGCCGGCCAGCAGAUCCACGACAGCCUCUCGACUGUGCUGCCCGAGGCCCAGGAGGGAAACCAGGACUUUGACCUGUACCGCCGCCAGAAGUGGUGCGUGGUCAACCAGGACAGCUGCAACAAGCUGGGCAACCCGGCCGACGAGGGCUGGGCCCUGGACAAAUACAAGAACAUCCACAUAGCUGAGAAGACGUAUGCCAUGCGCCCGGGCUAUGACUGGUACCUGUUCAUCGAUGCCGAUACGUACGUCCUGUGGCCGAACCUGAUGCAGUGGCUGAAGACGCUGGACCCGGCUGAGAAGCUGUACCUGGGGAGCGUCACCGUCAUCAACAACUUCAACUUUGCCCACGGCGGCUCGGGAUACAUCGUCAGCAAGGCCGCCAUGGAGGAGUUCGUUGGGAAACACCCGGGCGUCGGGAAUGAGUACGACGUGCGCGCGAAGAACGAGUGCUGUGGGGAUUACCUGUUCGCGCUCGCCCUCAAGGCCAAGACGGAGGUGGCCGUUCAGCAGAUGUGGCCUACCAUCAACGGCGAGAAGCCCUCCACGCUCCCUUUCGGCCCGACCCACUGGUGCCACCCGAUCGUGACCAUGCACCACAUGAACGCCGAGGAGCUCAACACCUUCUGGCAGUUCGAGCGCCGCCACCUCCUCCAGUCCACCACCACCAUCAUAACCCACCAGCACGGACAGUCAACCAAGACGCGGUCUCCACCACCGCCAUCACCACCACCACCCCGCCCGCUGCUCAUGAAGGACAUCUACACGGCCUACGUGGCCCCCUACCUCAACGCUUCCCGCGACGACUGGGACAACCUGGCCGACAACCGCUUCUAUCUGGAUCCUGCCCGGAAUUCGUCAUGGGAGGACUGGAAGCUGCAGCGGAGCAAGAAGCCCGCGGAGCUUAAUGAGCACGAAAGGAUGGCGCACUUGUCGUUUGAGCACUGCCGCGCGGCGUGCAAGAGCCUGGGGGGGGACGAGUGUUUUCGGUUUCGGUACGAGGAUGGCGCGUGUAGUAUCGGGGAUGCGUUUGUUCUGGGGAAGCCCGUCAAGAAGCCGGAUGGGGAGAUGGUUGGGGUGAAGAGUGGGUGGAUGGUAGAGAGGAUCCAGGCGUGGAUUCAGAGGCAGGGCGCGAGCUGUGAUAAGGUUAAGUGGCCUGAGGUUAAAGGGUGA
This is a messenger RNA of Parathielavia appendiculata, 1542 nucleotides long. Its product is annotated as glycosyltransferase family 31 protein. The record is from RefSeq and is a predicted model, not a curated record. Gene Ontology annotation, cellular component: membrane. Bases 1 to 1542 code for a protein of 513 amino acids. Lineage: Eukaryota; Fungi; Ascomycota; Sordariomycetes; Sordariales; Chaetomiaceae. The transcript has 2 exons. Gene Ontology annotation, molecular function: N-acetylgalactosaminide beta-1,3-galactosyltransferase activity.